AUAUAUUUGUUGUUUCAAGAAGUAGUUUUAAGUAACAUUUAACAGUUAAAAUGAAGUUAACAGAGCAAGUUGUGAGGAAUUUUGUUGUCGCGAAAAUUUUUCGCGAAAAUUCCGACCGAAUUAACAGCAUGGACUUUUCCACAACUGGAGAAACACUGAUUUCAAGUAGUGACGACGACUCUAUUAUAAUAUACGACUGCCAGAAUGGAACGCCAAAGAGGACAUUAAACAGCAAGAAAUAUGGGGUCGACUUGAUUAGAUACACUCACGCCACUAACACAGCUAUACACAGCUCCACCAAAGUUGAUGACACAAUCAGAUAUUUAUCACUUCAUGACAACAAGUACAUAAGAUACUUUCAAGGCCAUUCAAAAAAAGUAGUAACUCUCUGUAUGUCACCAAUCGAUGACACAUUCUUGUCGGGGUCGUUGGACAAAUCAAUUCGACUCUGGGAUCUCAGAUCUCCAAGCUGUCAGGGUUUGAUGAAUCUUCCUGGUCGACCAGUGGCUGCCUUUGAUCCUGAAGGACUGAUCUUUGCUGCUGGCAUUGCUUCAGAAAGUUUGAAACUUUAUGACCUACGCUCCUUUGAUAAGGGACCAUUUGCAACGUUUCGCAUGCAACAAGACAAGGACUGUGAUUGGACUGGGAUGAAGUUCAGCCCCGACGGCAAACUGAUUCUCAUUUCCACCAAUGGACAGGUCAUUCGUUUGAUUGAUGCUUUCCAGGGCACUCCCAUACAGACCUACACUGGCCAACUGAAUAACAAGGGUUUGCCAUUAGAAGCAUCAUUUAGCCCAGAUUCACAAUUUGUCUUCAGUGGCUCUACCGAUGGCAAGAUUCACUGCUGGAACACCGAGACAGGCACCAAGGUGGUUGUACUGAAUAGUGAACACAAACUUCCGGUGCAAUGUGUCCAGUUCAACCCUAAGUUUAUGAUGAUGGCCAGCGCAUGCUCCAAUAUGGCAUUCUGGCUGCCACAAGUCGACGAGUAAAUGAUUUAAAAUUAAAUUUUAUCCUAUUUUUUACAAUGUUAGAAGAAUUAUUCUAUUCAAGUUACACACGUAAUUUUAGAUUAUUUUGUACGUGAAUGUAUGUUUUUGUGUGCACAUAAUAAUAUGAACAGUUUCAAAGAGAUUGUACGCCACACAAGCAGAAUGUGAUGUGGGUUGGUGGUUUUCAGUUUAAUACGUUUCUAUGAAGCCCA
This is a messenger RNA of Helobdella robusta, 1204 nucleotides long. RefSeq lists its product as hypothetical. The record is from RefSeq and is a predicted model, not a curated record. The coding region runs from base 51 to 992 and encodes 313 amino acids. Gene Ontology annotation, molecular function: chromatin binding; protein binding. The transcript has 10 exons. NCBI's taxonomy places the organism in Eukaryota, Metazoa, Annelida, Clitellata, Rhynchobdellida, Glossiphoniidae. Gene Ontology annotation, cellular component: Set1C/COMPASS complex.